ACGAGCCUCCCAGAGCUUGGGUGCAGUCUGCUCCUGGGAACAUGAGCUGACAGCUGGCAGCAAAGGAAGUGACCUGCAUGGCCUCUGGUCCUGUCGUUUCCCAGUGUAUCGUCCCAAGGCCUCGACCGGCUCACCAGAAUGAGUCAGUACGAUUCCCAGAACACACUGACUCAAAAAGGCGACCUGACCGCCGGCGGGUCCAUCCGCUACUCCCGGAGCGAGUUCGUGCACGGAGGUGGUAAUGGAUACCACUCCAUGGAGAGAUACAACACCUUUUCCAAGUCUUCAGUCGGAGGACUGCCGUUAGACUCAGGAAGAAUGGAAGGUGCAAUUAAAGGCGGACUGAGUGGCAUCAAUGAUAUCCACCAAAGAACAGCGUCCCUUCAAGCCCAGUGCCAGGAGGACUUAAGGAGAGCUGAAAUUGCUCUACAGUCUGGUGAUUCUACAGCUGAUGCAGAGCGCUACAUGUUGAGGGCCAAAGGCACUAUUGAUCAUCUAAAGAACUAUGCCAUGGACCUGAGACAGAUGGGACAGCCGAAUGACAAUGUUGUCAAAAGUUGGGAGGUUUGUAACGACCAGUUGAAAGGGGUCCACUUGGCCAUGACUGGCUCCAUGCAGAGGAGGAGGAGGAGUGCUAAAGGAGGCUCUGGUUCAUGGGAAGAACCGGGUCGCAGCUUUCACGAUGCAGUGGCCUGGAUUACGCAGCAAAAGCAUCUGAUUGGAACUGCUUCCUGGGGAGAGGAUCCUGAAGGUAUAGAGAAGCAUUUAAUCAGUCACCAGAGGUUUCACAACUCCAUCCAGAACAGCCCUGAAGUGGAACGAGCCAGGAAUGACCUGGUUAAAAAAGGAGACAAGGGGAAUCUUCAUGCUUUGGAGCAAGAAUGGGACAGUCUACAGAAAAAGUCAUUCGGUCGGCUGCAGCAGCUGGAAGACCUCCAGCAGAUCAUUCAGGACAUGUCAAAAGAAAUUAUGUGGGUCAAUGACAAGGAGGAAGAGGAGCUCAUAUUUGAUUGGGGGGAAAAGAAUAUUGACCAAUACAUCCCCAAGAAGCAAGAGAGCUAUUCAAAACUGAUGAGCGCCCUGGAGGAGAAAGAGAAGCACUUGAAUAAACUGAAAGUCAGGGUGGAUACCCUCCUGAAGAACAACCACCCAGCUUCAGACAAGAUAGAGGCCUAUAGGGACACACUGCAGACUCAGUGGAGUUGGCUCCUUCAAAUUACCAAGUGUAUGGAUGUGCACCUGAAGGAGAAUGCAGCAUACAACCAGUUCUUUAAAGAGGCCAAUGAGACAUACAGAUCCCUCCAGACAGAACAAGAAACCCUCUGUAAGAAAUUCAACCGUGACAAGAAUACAUCACUGGACAACCUGCUGGAGCUACUCAUGGAAUUGGAGAGGGAAAGAGAGAAGAUAAUGGAUCACAAAAGGCAAGUUCAACAUCUUGUUAACAAGGCCAAGACCAUCGUCAGACUGAAGCCCAGAAACCCAGAAGAGAAGAGCAGCACCCCUGUCAUUGUCAAAGCCCUUUGUGAUUUUAAACAAGACCAGAAAGUGAUCUGUAAAGGUGAUGAAGCUAUUUUGCAGGGCAACAGUCAGCGCAGCAAAUGGGAGGUUACAGGACCCGGGGGCCUAGAUAUGACUGUACCCUCUGUGUGCCUGAUAAUCCCUCCUCCUAAUCCACUCAGCAUUAGUUUGGCCACCAAAAAUGAGCAGUAUUUUGAGUCCAUCCUUUCUAUCUGGAAUCAGUUGUACAUCAACAUAAAGAGUCUCAUUGCCUGGCAGUACUGCCUUCUGGAUAUCGAUCACAUCAACUCACUCACCAUCUCCAUGCUGGCCACCAUGCAUCCAGAGGAAUACCGCAAUCUUAUCAAAAGCCUUGAGACUCAUUAUGAAGAGUUCAAACUCAGUUGCCAAGGCUCGCAGAUGUUUGCUGACAAUGACAAGAGGAGCAUCGAGAGCCAGUUCAAUGGAGCUCAGACCCACUAUGAAACUCUAGUGGUGCAGUUACCUACGUACAUAAAUGCACAGCAAGUAGUUGAACAGCCACCCCAACAACAGCUGUUUUUUGUGCAACUUGCUGCUGAGGAAGACACCAGAGACCUUGAGGAAGAGCGACAGAGAGCAGAGAUGAAAAAAGUGAAAGUGACGAAAACAGAGAAAAAGAAAGUCGUCUCCUCCUCUCGCAGUUUAACAGAGCUGCACACGCUCAGAUUGAAGCUGGAGUCAGCUGAGGGUUUGCUGAGUCAACACAUUCACGUCUGCUUUGGAGACGAUGAGGCCAAAGACUGUAGCCUCAAAAUCAUCCAGCUAGAGGACUUACAGCAUGAUGUCUCCUUGAUACGAGAGGAGUACCUAAAACUUAGGGAGCACAUUAUGAAGGAGCUGGAGAGCAUGAGUGAUUCAGAUAAAGCUGCGUUCCUGCAAAGUGAGCUCGGAGUCAUCAACCAACGUCUCGACAGUCUUGAGAGUAGCUCAUCGGCUUACUUUCAGCGGCUGGAAGCUCUCCGGGACUUGCUUCAAAGUAUGGCACGGACUGAAGAUAUAGUUAAAGUUCAUGAGGCAAGAUUGACUGAGCAUGAGACGACCUCUCUUUUGCCAAGAGAUGUAAACGACUACAUGAGGACUCUUAAGAGUAACAUGGAAGAGUUGGAUCAGAAGAUUGAUGUUUUGGCCUCCAUGGAGGCAGAACUGGCCAACGCAAAGCGCUGGAAUGAUGAAGUGGGUGGGCCCUUCCACAGGUGUGAUAUCAUGCUGUCCAAAUAUGCCGAGCAGGUGGACCUGCUGUCAGAUCGCUGGAAACGAAUACAGACACAGAUGGACAACAGACUCCAGGAUUUGCAGCGGUAUCUGCUUCAGCUGGAGCACUACAAGCAAACAAGUCCCUCCCUUAGUGACUGGAUUGACAACACUCGCAAAAAGCAAGACAUCCUGCGAACGACGAAAAUACAGACUGUGGAAGUUCUGAAGGACCAUAUAAAGAAAGAGAAGGCCCUGAAUGCAGACAUUAAAGCAGAAAGGUCAACAGUAGAAAGUGUACUGAAAGACAGUGAUGCCUGUGUGAACUCCAUCAAGGAAUAUGAAACAGACCUUGCAUGUUACGCCUCUGGUUUAGAGACUCUGCUUAACAUCCCCAUCAAGAAGACAAUGCUAAGGUCACCAUCAAUGGAUCUUACUCAGGAGGCUACUCAACUGCAGACCCGUUAUUUGGAGUUACUUACUUUGUCUGACGGCUACUUGAAAUUCCUGGGAGAGCUCCUAAAAAACAUGGAGGAGCUGAAGAUUCGUAGUACUCGGAUUGACCUUUUAGAGGAAGAACUUUGCAUGUUGAGGGAGGAUAUCCAAGACCGCAAUGCCAAGAACAAAUCCCUGGAAGAUGCUGUGUCCCGCUAUCAGCUUGAGCUGUCCCAAUCAAAUGAAAAACUGCUGUCAGUAGAGGAGAUAAAGCGAACUACUGCUCUGCAGUGCAGCGACACAAAAGACAGCUUAGACACCACUCAGAAUCAGCUGGCAGAUCUUAGUGAUCAGGUGACACGUCUGAACUUCUUGCUGGAGGAAGAAAGGAGAAGGAGGAAAUUAGCAGAGGAGCGUUAUUCACAACAAAAACAAGAGUAUGACUCAGUGCUGAAGAAGAGGCAUACAGAGCUAGAGAAUGUCAGCUUGUCCAAAGUGGAAGUGGAGAAUAAUAUGGCAAACAAAGAUCAUGAGAUUGAACAGCUGCGGCAGAAAUUAGCAGCGGAAACGUCAAGGGGUGCAGAUCUACAGAAGGAGAUUUUAAAGGUAAGAAGCCAAUGCAGUGCAGAAAUCAAUAAAUUAAUGUUGAACUAUGAAUCCCAGAUGCAUGUCAGUUGUACCAAAAUCCAAAGGCUUUCGGCCCAGAGGGUGGAUGAUACACUGCAGCUUCAGGUGCAAUUGGACAGGAUGGUGGCAGAAAGGAUAAAUACGGAGGAGGAGCUCAGGAGGAUAAAGAUGUCUAUCAACCAGGCAGAUGAACUAAAGAAGAAGGCAGAGGAAGAAGCUCAUCGACAGUGCUCAAUAGCCAUAGAAGAGGGGCACAAGAGAAGAGAACUGGAAAUAGAGAUGGAGGUCCUGAUGAAGCACAGAGAAGAGGAAAGAUGCAAGUACAAGGAGGAACUCGCUGCAGUUAGACAGGAGCUAGAGGAGAAGACUGAGCAGUUAACCUAUGUCACCUACAAUCUGGAGGAGGAGGUCCGUAGAAGGAAAACCACAGAAGAAGGACAAGAUGUGCUUGAACAGACUUUGACCAAACUUAAGGCAGAGCUAACUAGUUCAGCAAAGGCUGUGACCCAACUAAGGGAAAGGGAGGCAGACCUUCAGAAUGUGUGUUUGACGCUGGAGAGAGAGAACAGGCAACAGGGUAGAGUAGAAGAAACCCUAAGUCGGUUGCAGGGCCGCAUAAAGGACCUUCAAGCUGUGAGAGAUGGCUUAGAGAUCCAGUUAGACAAUUUAAGAACAGUUAACCAAGAGGAAGUGUCCAAAAGAAGGCAGAUAGAGACAGAAUUAGAAAAUACCUCCAUGGCUGUGAGAGAAUACACUUGCACCAUUACUGCAUUACGCCAGAGCCAAGAGCAAGCCGUCACAUCGGAAAGGAGAGGCGAAAAACAGUGUCUCAUGCUGCAAGACGAGCUAGAGCGAAGCUUGAAACAAAGCAAGACUUCUGCAGAACAGUUGUCACAACUGAGCAGUGAGUGGAAAGCCCUGCAGCAACAACUCUACCAAGAGCAGGCAAAAGUUAAAGAGGUGAACCAAAAAAACAAGACUCUGCACGGAAUAAUAGCAGAGAAGAGUAAAGCUUUGAAUGAAAGCUAUAGUGAGCUUCAAACACUAAAGGAGAAUACUGACACCUUAACUAAAGAGAUGCUAAGGCUAGAGAAUGAGCUGAGGACAACUCAACAUGAUAAAGAUAAAGUUCUGAGAUUUAAACAGGAAAGUGACGAUGAGCUCUCUUUCCAAAUUACUGCCCUGGAGCUGCAGCUGCAGGCCAGUGAGCGUAGCAAUGUUGACUACUGCAACCUUGUCUCAGAGCUCUCCUUGGAGAGGGAAAACCUCAAAUUGAAGACAACGGAAAUACAAAUGCAAACUACUGAGACAUCAACCACGAUGCAACUGCUCCAGUCCCAGUAUGGUGAGAUAGUGAAAGAGAGAGAUGCUCUGUUGCUAAAACUCCAGUUGGCAGAGACUGAAAAAAAUGACCUCCAAAGUCAACGGGAGGACCUCAGACGUAUUAGGGUCUCUCAUGAGUCAGAGCUUCAAAAUAAGCACCGUCUAGAGGAGGAGAAUGACAGGUUAAAACAAGAUUUAAGUUCCUGGAAGGAACAAUAUGAAACUAAGCAAAAUCUUGCUAGGCAAUAUGAUGCAGACAAACGGCAUGUGGAGAAGGAAAAUAGUACUUUGAAAAGUGAGAUACAGCGGCUGCUGAGGGAACUUAGUGACAUUGAGGAAACAUAUAAAAGAAAACUGUUAAUCCUCCAAAAAGAACUCACUGAGUUGACUGUUGUCAGACAAACCAUGCAGGAUGAGCUAACGAGAGCUAGAGAACCCCCGACAUUGGAUCCUUCCACUGUGAUUUUUGAUGGUAUCCGUAAACCAGUCACAGCAGCACAAUUGCUUGAUUGUGGUGCUUUGGAUCAAUCAACUUUUAACCAGCUCAUUAAAGGGCAAAUGACUGUCCACGAAGUGUCUCUUGAUAAAAAGGUUAUUCUAAAAGGGACAGGCCCAAUUGCAGGAGUUAUCAUUGAAAAUCCAGAAGGUGACAGAUCUAUUUCUGGUUUCCCCUAUAAAAUAACUCUCACUGAAGCAAAGAAAGAGGGCCUCUUACCAGCACAUGUGGUUGACCUACUCCUAGAUGCACAGGCAGCGACAGGCCACAUCAUUGAUCCCAGAACAAAUCAAAAAUUGACAGUUGAAGAAGCAUGUCAUCAAGGUAUAAUUGAUGAAGAGGAUCGACAAAGGUUAAAAGCAACAGAAGCAGUAGUGGUUGGAUACAGAGGGCCUGCCACGAACAAACCCCUUUCAGUAUUUCAGGCAAUGAAGAAGGGCCUCGUUGACAAGACAACAACACUGCGCCUGUUACAAGCUCAGGAGUCUGUCGGUGGCAUACUAGAUCCCACACUCAGUGUGUUCCUUCCUAAAGAUACAGCUAUUGAGAGGAAACUGAUUGACAAUGAUAUGUACCGCAUACUGAAUCAAAAGCCUGAGCUUUACUCAGACCCAGACAGUGAGACUGAUGUAACUUAUUUUGCAUUGAAAAGGAAAUGCAAGGUAGAUCCACACACAGGCCUGCUUCUUCUUUCAGUACUUAGGAAACUAGACCCGUCUAAAAUUGUCUUUGAUGCUCUGCGGAAACCAGUGACUGCCAUGCAGUUGCUAGGUUGUGGUAUUUUAGACAAGUCAACAUUUAAAGACCUUGAAAAGGGAAAGAUAACUGUCCAAGAGGUGUCCAUCGACAAACACAUUAAUCUCAAGGGAACUGGUCCCAUUGCUGGAAUUAUAGCUGGAGUUAAAGGCAAAAUGUCUUUGUCAGAGGCCAAAAGACACAAUCUUCUUUCUCAUGAUUGUGCUGAUUUGCUACUGGGAGCCCAAGCUGCCACUGGCCAUGUCAUUGACCCCAUAACCAAUACAAAGUUGACAGUAGAGGAGGCAGUUGCUGCCAGAGUUGUAGACACAAAUGAUCGUGAAAGACUCUUAGCAGCACAGGCUGCUGCUGUUGGCUACAAGGAUGCCAGUGCAGGCCAUCCACUUUCAGUCUAUGAAGCCAUGAAAAAGGGACUUAUUGACAAAAAAAUGGGAAUACGCCUGUUGCAAGCCCAAGAGUGUGUUGGCGGGAUACUAGAUCCCAAUCUCAGUGUGUUCCUUCCCAAAGACAUUGCUAUUAGCCGUAACAUUUUAGAUGUAAAUGUCUGUAAUGUUCUGAACCAGAAUCCAAAGUGCUAUCUUGACGCAGAAAAUGAACAGGAUGUCAGUUACGGAGAUUUGAGGAAAAGAUGCAAAACAGAGGCUCACACAGGUUUGCUACUGUUGCCGAUUACCGAGAGGAAAGACCCAUCCAAACUAAUUUUUGAUGGUGUACGUAAACCAGUCACAGCACAUCAGUUGCAUGAUUGUGGAAUAUUGGACAAGCAUUUGUUUACCAAAUUAACAAAGAGAGAGAAAACUGUUCUCCAAGUUUCAGAUGAAAAGCGAGUUUUUUUAAAAGGGUUAGGAUCUAUUGCUGGUGUAGCAGUUGGAUCUUUAGGCAUAAUUUCUUUAUCAGAGGCCAAAAAACAGUUGCUGAUUCCCCAAGAUUGUGCAGAUUUACUGCUUGAUGCCCAAGCAGCAACCGGCCAUAUUAUUGACCCUAGAGCCAACCAGAGGUUUACAGUAGAGGAGGCAUGUGCCAAAGGAGUGGUGGACAGAAGAGAUAGAGAUCGACUUCUGGCAGCAGAAUCUGCCGCUGUGGGCUAUCGGGAUCCAAGUACAUCAGAAUCUCUUUCUGUCUUUGGAGCCAUGAACAGAGGAAUAAUUGACAGCAAAACUGGACUACGUCUGUUGCAGGCCCAGGAGUCUGCUGGGGGGUUUAUAGAUCCCAAUAUCAGUGUGUUCUUCCCCAAAGACAUAGCAUUGAAACGUAACCUUUUGGAUAAAGAGCUUUGUAAGGCGCUAAAUCAGAGUACAGCAUGUUACCUCGACCCAGACACUGAGUGUGACGUCUGCUAUGAGGCUUUAAAGAAGAAAUGCAAAACACAGUUGGAUACUGGUUUGAUCAUUUUGCCAGUUGUUGGGAGAAAAGACCCUUCUAAAUUGAUGUUUGAUGGGGUACGCAAGCCAGUCUCAGCAAAGCAAUUGUUUGAUUGUGGAGUCAUUGAUAAGUCUACCUUAGACCAUUUAGUGAGAGGGGAAAAGACAGUCUCUGAGGUGUCUGCUGAAAAAAAUGUCUAUCUGAAGGGAAAUGGACCCAUUGCUGGGGUAGCUGGACAUAAAGGAAAAAUGUCUUUAUUAGAGGCCAAAAAACAAUGUCUUCUGUCCCCAGAAACUGCAGAUUUGCUACUGGAAGCCCAGGCAGCUACCGGGUAUAUAAUUGAUCCCAGCACCUACCAGAAAUUGACAGUUGAGGAGGCGUGUGCCAGAGGAGUAGUGGAUACAAAGUACAAAGACCAAUUGUUGGUUGCAGAAGCUGCUGCUGUGGGCUAUAUGGAUCCAAGUUUGACCAAACCUUUGUCAGUGUAUGAGGCCAUUAAAAAUGGACUUAUUGACAGGAAAACUGGUUUACGAUUUUUGCAGGCCCAAGAGUGUGUGGGAGGCAUACUUGACCCUGGGCUCAGUGUAUUUUUGCCUAUAGAUAUGGCAAUCAAGCGCAACCUAAUAGAUGCAGACCUCUGCCAUGCUCUAAAUCAGUGUCCUGCAUACUACCUUAAUCCAGACCCUGAGCUUGAUGUUAGUUAUGGGGUUUUAAAUCAACGAUGUGAGACAGAGCAUCACACUGGUCUUAAAAUGUUGCCAAUUUCAGAAAAAAAUGAUCCCUCCAAAUUGAUUUUUGAUGGUGUCCGCAAGACUAUCACAGCAAAACAGUUGUUUGACUGUGGAAUCUUGGACAAACUAACAUUAAAUCAACUAAUCAUGGGUGAGAGAACUGUUCCUGAGGUGUCUGCGGAGAAAAAUGUUUUCCUUAAAGGUACUGGUAUAAUUGCUGGGGUUGCAACUGGAUCAUCCGGAAAUAUUUCCUUUACACAGGCAAAAAAAGAAAAUAUUAUGUCUGCUGACAGUGCUGAUUUGCUGCUUGGGGCACAGGCAGCCACAGGGCACAUGAUUGACCCCCGGACUAAUCAGAAAAUGACUGUAAAGGAAGCAUGUACCAGAGGACUAGUCAGUAAGGAAGAUGAAUCAAAGUUGUUUGCUGCUGUAGCUGCUGCCAUAGGUUAUAGAGAGCCAAAUACUUCCAGGCUCCUGUCAGCUGGUCAGGCUAUGAAAAAGGGACUGAUUGACAAAGACACAGCUCUACGCAUACUUCAAGUUCAAGAGUGCACAGGAGGUAUUUUAGAUCCGACCCUAAGUGUAUACUUACCUAGAGACAUUGCUAUGGAUCGGAGUCUGAUAGAUGCAGACCUAUACGAGGCACUCGGUCAGUAUCCUGAAUGCUUUCUGGAUCCAGACACUCAACUGGGAAUUAGUUAUUUGUCUUUGAAAGAAAAAUGUAGGAAGGACCAAGGCACAGGACUUUUGCUUCUCCCAGAACCCACAAAGCCAAAAACUGUCCAGGGGCUUAGAGACAAGGUAUCUGUGAUAGAUCUACUGCAUGCACAACUUCUGGAACCAUCUGAUAUUGAAGAAUUGAAAGAAGGCAGAUUGACAAUUCAGGACAUUGAGUACCGCCUGCGCUCCUACUUGGGAGUGUCCACCUGCAUAGCAGGAGUAUAUGACGAAGCCAGUGAUAAGGUGAUGACAUUUUAUAAAGCCAUGAAAGAUGGACUGAUGCAAUCUGGGACUACUCUGGAGCUUCUUGAAGCCCAGGCUGCCACUGGUUUUGUAGUUGAUCCAGUCAACAACACUCACCUGACUGUUAGUGAUGCUUACUACAAAGGAUUGUUUGGGCCAGAGUUCAAGGACAACAUGCUUUUGGCAGAAAAAGCUGUAACUGGUUAUCAACGAUGUGGUACAAAUGGGGUUAUCUCCCUCUUCCAGGCAAUAGAGGUGGGUCUCGUUGAAAAAGCACACGGCAUCCGUAUGUUAGAGGCCCAGAUUGCAAGUGGCGGUAUCAUUGAUCCUGAACACAGCCAUCGAAUUGAUGUAAAUGUGGCCCACCUCAGAGGGUACAUUGAUGAGAAAAUGAAAAAGAUCCUGACUGAUCAGGAUGUGGAUACUAAGGGCUUUAUUGACCCAAACACAGAGGAAAAGUUAACCUAUACUGAGCUUAAGAAACGCUGCAUUACUGAUAAGAAGACUGGUUUGAUUGUUUUGCCAAUUGCAGACAAAAUAAAACAAGACGCAUCAAUAAAAAACACCACAAGAGAGAGGAGAAUAGUUAUUGUGGACCCAGAGACUAAUAAAGAGAUGACUGUUCGUGAAGCAUACAAUAAAGGAUAUAUUGACUAUACUACCUUCAUGGAGCUGUCUCAGCAGGAAUGUGAGUGGGAAGAGAUCACUAUCACUUCUCCAGAUGGUGCCAAACGAUUUGUUAUCAUUGACAGGAAGACAGGAAGAGAGUAUGACAUCAGUGAACUGCUUGAGAAAGGAGUCAUUGACCACUCAGUCUUUAAUCGAUACCAGUCACGUAUCAUCACUUUAACACAGUUUGCAGAUAUUAUCACUGAAAAGACUGAGCAUAACAUAUUGCCCCCAACAAAUGCGUCAGUUCCAUCUUCCAUGUCCUCAUCCUCAACGGUAUCAAGAAAUGCGGUUUCUCUGUCAAAGAUGACCCCCACAAUACCACCUACUAUUCAAGAGCAAAGCUCUGCAACCAAAAGUGUUGCUCAAGAUUCCACUAACACCGUGAAGCAAAUGUCAAGUGUUUCGAUCACACUAGCCUCUCCUGUUGAAAGUGUUAGUGAAAGGGAUCCUGUGGGUGCCAUAUUUGAUACUGAGACUUUAGAAAAAAUAUCUAUCACAGAGGCGAUAAAACGUGGUCUUGUGGAUAACAUUACUGGCCUGAGACUACUUGAGGCCCAGUCCUGCACUGGUGGAAUUAUAAAUCCAGCAAAUGGCCAUCGUCUCGGCAUCCAAGAAGCUUCUCGCCUCGGUAUAAUUAAUGAUGAUAUGGCUACUAAACUCAAGCCAGCCCAGAAAGCAUUUUUUGGCUUUGAAGAUGUAAAAACUGGCACUAAAAUGUCUGUUGCUGAAGCCAUUAAGGAGAUGUGGGUACCUUAUGAGGCAGGCCAGAGGUUUAUGGAGUUUCAGUUUGUAACAGGAGGGCUUUAUGACCCAGAACUUGGCUGUAGAAGGACUAUUGCAGAUGCUUUGAAAAUUGGCUGGAUCAAUGGUAGCACUGCUACAAAGCUCCAAGACAUCAGUCACCACACAAAGAUUCUAACAUGCCCCAAGAGCAAACUGAAAAUUUCCUAUCAGGAGGCACUUGACAAUUGUCUGGUAGAGGAGUCUACUGGGGUGAAAAUGCUACAAGCAUCAUCUGUCUCCUCCAGAGGAAUAAGCAGUCCUUACAAUUUUGCCUCUGCCCCAGGAUCCAGCACAGGUUCUCGUACUGGCUCACAACGUAGUUCCCGAAGGAACAGUUUGGAUUUAGGCUCCCCCACCUCCGUAGUGACCAGUCAUCACAGUCAUACCAGGCUCACCAGCCUCACCACCAGAUCGGAAAAGAACCAAAAAUAGAAUGACUGCAUCUAUCAUUGUUAGUGUAUCUGAAUCCCUGAUACGUACUUUGAUUGUUGUCAAUGGAAAUGUAACCUAAUGAUAUUCUGCAAAAGAAGAGGCGCAAGAUUGAUGUUUUAAAUUUGCAUGUGAUGGGUGUCUGAGGUUAACACAAAGUGGGCCAAGAAAUGUCUGUCUUGUUGUAAUUUUGCAUGCACUUCUUGUAUUUCAGUAGAAAUUUCCUAAUUUUAGAUUUUAGACUUUGGUAACAGUUAUACAGUGUUUGGAUUUGUUCUGCCUCUUUUUUUUCUUUUUUUUUCUGUGUGGCUGUGAAGUUUAAUGGUAUAUCUCAGUUUGCUUGGUUUCAUGUAAGUUUAAGUUCUGUAACACUUUCUAAGUAACUCAAAAUAAAAGCUUUAACCUUC
Messenger RNA from Entelurus aequoreus (snake pipefish), 11717 nucleotides. It is a transcript of the gene dspb, whose product is annotated as desmoplakin b. Gene Ontology annotation, molecular function: structural molecule activity. The transcript has 24 exons. NCBI's taxonomy places the organism in Eukaryota, Metazoa, Chordata, Actinopteri, Syngnathiformes, Syngnathidae. The record is from RefSeq and is a predicted model, not a curated record. Bases 139 to 11313 code for a protein of 3724 amino acids. Gene Ontology annotation, cellular component: plasma membrane; cytoplasm; cytoskeleton. Gene Ontology annotation, biological process: skin development; intermediate filament cytoskeleton organization; cell-cell adhesion.